Messenger RNA from Theileria orientalis strain Shintoku, 4431 nucleotides. RefSeq names its product cation transporting ATPase. The record is from RefSeq and is a predicted model, not a curated record. Gene Ontology annotation, molecular function: ATP hydrolysis activity; ATPase-coupled intramembrane lipid carrier activity; ATP binding. Lineage: Eukaryota; Apicomplexa; Aconoidasida; Piroplasmida; Theileriidae. The transcript has 3 exons. Gene Ontology annotation, cellular component: endosome; trans-Golgi network; plasma membrane. Gene Ontology annotation, biological process: phospholipid translocation; retrograde vesicle-mediated transport, Golgi to endoplasmic reticulum; endocytosis. The coding region runs from base 1 to 4431 and encodes 1476 amino acids.
AUGAAAGAUUUUGAAGAUAAAGUAAACGAUCAAGAUUGGUUGUUAUCAAAUCUUGACCGUCCACCAACCUUUCUAGAUCGCUUAAGGUUUUACCUUUACACGAGAUUUAAUCGCAGACCGUACAAGUCAUUUAGAUGUAUAUCAAUUAAAGGAGGAUUUCUGCCAAAACUAUUUUUAUACAAUGGAUUGGUGAAUUCGAAAUAUAACAUACUUACCUUUAUACCGCUGGUUUUAUAUUCGCAAUUUAGUUCUUUCAUCAAUCUUUUCUACUUGGCAAUGUGUUUAUCGCAACUCGUACCAGUAUUGCGUGUCGAGUCACCAAUUGUACACAUGUUUCCACUGUCCCUGGUCAUAUUCGUGUACAGCCUAAAGGAGGGCAUAGAGGACUAUAAGCGCCACGUGAGGGACAAGGAGCACAACCGGCAGCAGUUUUGUUAUUUCUCGGAUAAGGGAUACGUCGACGUGGCCUCAGAGAAGAUAAAGCUGGGCCAGUUGCUUAUGCUGAAGCAGGGAGAAAGAGUACCUGCGGACAUACUGCUGUUGAAGACGAGUGAGCCGAAUGGAGCAUCCUUUGUGCGCACAGAUCAGCUAGAUGGAGAGACGGAUUGGAAGUUGAAGAGAGCAGUGGCGACGACGCAGGCAAUGAGCGUGGAGGACAUAUUUAAUUUGUUGUCAGUGGCCACCGUGGAGGAGCCUAAGCCGGAUUUUUACAACUUCCUGGGCAAAAUCACGUUCUACUACCCUGUAAAGAGCGAAGAUGAAAGACCGAGGGGAGGCUAUGAGACCGAUAACGCAAACAGUGACCUUGUCAUAAGUAGGAGCAGCUCCAGCGACCUUGCCAGUAACGGAAGUAUUACGAACAAUACCAACAACGUUACCAGUACGACUAACCUUGAGAAUAUUACCACCAAUACAGCUGCCGUUACCAACAACCAUGUCGGCGGCAGUCCUAGAAUCAGUAACGUCACGGGCAACGGUACCACUACUCUUGGAAGCACCACUAACCUUGCCGGCAACACUAACCUUGCAAGUGGCGCCGAUAACUACGAUAGAACGAACAGCAUGACCAACGUGAAAAGAAGUAGUAGCAGUAACCUGGCGAGAGGAAACAGUAGCGUGAAAUGUGAUAAGGAUGCAGAAUUCACGACCAUUGGAGUGAAGAGCCUCAAGUACGACCUGGUGGUCGAGUCGCUUAACGUGGACAACGUGGUCUGGAUGAACUCGAUCGUGGCAAGUGGAACAAUACACGGGCUAGUGAUAUACAUCGGCAAGGACGCAAGGGCGUGUCUGAACUCGAAGAGGUCGAGGACGAAGUUCGGGCUCUUCGAAAGAGAGCUGAACAGGCUGUUCAUAAUACUGAUAGUCCUAAUGCUGGGCAUGACAAUAAUCAUGCUCGCGCCGACGGGCUUCGAAGCGAAGUGGUACGUGACCUUCCUGAAGUACCUGCUGCUGUUCUCAACCAUCGUGCCACUGUCGCUGAGAAUAAGCCUCGAUAUCGCAAAGUACGUGUACAACAGAGCCAUCGUGAUGGAUAAAAAGAUACCCAAGGCAAUGCCGAGAACGACAAUGAUACCAGAGGAGCUAGGAAGAAUACAGUACCUGCUGUCAGACAAGACAGGGACGCUGACGCAAAACGUUAUUUCGCUGGAAAAGCUGUACGUGUCGCGUGGAUUUUACACAAACGAGGACGUGGGAGUCAUAAAGAGCAAGAUGGAUAGCUUUCUAAGGCCGCCGUCGAAUACGGCGACGACGCCACCAAACAGUUUGGGGAAUCUCACAACCAUUCAUGCGAGUGCUAGUGGUCGCGGCGUAGGCGAUAAAACGGAGCACAGUAAUAGGAGUCACGGGAGUGGUGUAAGUGUUAGGGGAAGUGGCGUUGGUACCAGCACCAGCAUCGCGAUUGGAAACCAGGGCAGUGCCCGCGGCAUUGGUAGCAGCCGAGGCAACGUCGCAGCCACUGGUGGUGGUGGCAGUGUCGGCGUUGUCGCUAGGCAAUACGAGGGAGCGAGUAAGGACUCAAGCAGGCACGACGAAACAGGGGGACCACUGAGAGGCGCAAGUCUAGAAGGCGCCUCAAGCGCAAGGGCAUUGAAUGAUAGGGACGAAAAGGAAGUAAUAAGGGACAUAUUUGGCGCAAAUCUAGGGGAUAGCCUGGAGAGUAGGCUGUGCCUAUCGCUUCUAUCACUCGGAAUUUGCCACAACGUGCGGCCAAUACUGUCGACGGAGGAUCCGAAACCACAGUCGCCAGCAGUCGGAACAACUGCUGCUACCAAAAACACAAAUACAGACGAGAGAGAGACGAAUAUGGGAACACGUGAAGAUGCUGUGGGAAGUCCCACUCGGGUUGGUUACCACGGCCAAGGGCUCGAAAGUAACAGCGGCGCACGCCAGGACAAGGACUUCGGUGUCGUAACCAGCAGAAGUAACAUGGGAGAAUACGGGUUGAACGACUCUGCGAGCGCAGACGGCUCAGACAGAGCGGUUGGCGGAGCGAAGAGUGAAAAGGAGGAGGACAACGUGGAGUUCCAGGCCAGCUCGCCGGACGAGAUCGCACUGGUCAAGUUCGCGCACCUGUGCGGCUUUAAGCUGGUGCACAGAGACGACUACUGCAUGCGCCUGCUGGUUAACGGACUACUCCUGGAGUUCAAAAUCCUGUUCAUGAUACCCUUCAGCAGUGAGACGAAGCGCAUGGGCAUAAUCGUCGAGGACUCGUGCGGAGGGAAGCACUUCUUCAUCAAGGGGGCGGAGGUGGUUAUCAUACCCUUCCUGCUCCCCAGGGGAAGCGUCUGGCUCUCGGAGGAGUGCGACAACCUGGCGCGGCUGGGUCUGCGGACGCUGGUCUUCGCCUACAGGCCAAUCUCGGACCACGAGUUCACAGUCUUCAUGGCCAAGUACCGCGAGGCGAACGUGAGUCUCGAGGACCGCGUGAAGAAGAUACGCAACGUGCAGUCGACGCUCGAGCACGGGCUCACGCUGGUGGGCCUGACGGGCGUGCGCGACCAGCUGCAGAGGAACGUGGCGGCCACGCUGGAGAGCCUGAGGAACGCGGGCAUCAAGAUCUGGAUGCUCACGGGCGACAAGAUCGACACUGCGAAGUGCGUGGCGAUCUCGGCGGGCCUGAAGCAGAGGCACCACACGGUCUACCAGAUCAGCGUCGAGAGCCUGGUGAACCCGCUGAUUAACCCGUCGGACACCUCGAAGAAGCACCCCGAGCGCGUGGAGAAGGAGGUGAUCGACUUCAUCAACAGCUUCGACAGGACGGCACACGCGGCCUCUGUCCCGCAGGCCCGGAACCGCUGGCUCUGGCGCUCGGGCGCGCGGGCGGCGCACGACGGGCCCAACUUCGACCGCCCGGAGUCCGAGUACCCGGGCGAGCGGGAGCGCUACGAGGCGUGCAUGAAGCGGGUGGCCUCGGUGAUCGAGUGGAACCUGGAGCACUUCAGCAUGGGCCCCGCGGACUCGGUGCUCAUCCUCGACUCCUUCGUGCUCUCGGUCGCGCUCGACCGCCUGCGCAAGCUCCUGCUCAAGAGCAGCACGCUCGCGAGCAGCGUGCUCUGCUGCCGCUGCACGCCGCAGAUGAAGGCGGACAUCGUGAAGCUGCUGAAGACGAACAAGCAGAUCGUCUGCUGCAUCGGCGACGGCGACAACGACGUGCCCAUGAUCACGGAGGCGAACGUGGGCAUCGGGAUCGUCGGCAAGGAGGGCCUGCAGGCCUCGCUCUCGAGCGACUACUCGCUCGUCGAGUUCUCGCACCUGAAGCGGCUGCUCCUCUGGCACGGCAGGAACUCGUACAAGCGCAGCAGCAAGAUGAGCCAGUUCCUCAUGCACCGCGGCGUCAUCAUCAGCGUCAUGCAGGCGAUCUUCAGCAGCAUCUACUACUUCAUUCCCAUCGCCUUCUUCCAGGGCUGGCUCCUCGUCGGCUUCACCUCCUACUACAACAUGAUUCCCAUAUUCUGCCUCGUGCUCGACGUGGAGAUUUGCGAGGAGGACGUGAUGCUCUUCCCCGAGCUCUACCACGAGCUGCGGCGCGGCCGCGUGAUGAACGUGAAGACCUUUCUCAUCUGGAUCUGGAUUUCGCUCUUCCAGGGCACCGUGCUCAUGACCGGCGCCAUCAUCCUCUUCGAGAACUCGCUCGUCUCCCUCAUCGCCAUCGGCUGCACCUCGCUCUUCAUUCUUGAGAUUUUGAACCUCGUCGCCGAGCUGAACAGUUGGCACCGUCUCACCAUCAUCGGCAUCAUGUGCACUUCGGUCGUCUACUUCUACUCGCUGCUCGUCUUCAGGAACAACUUCGACAUGGAGUUCAUCGCCCGCAAGAGCUUUUUCUGGAAGAUCUGGGUGAUCAGUUUCCUCGGCUGGGUUCCCGUUUACGCUGUGAAGUGGCUAACGAAUCUGCUGAAGCCUCCUCAGUACGUCAAGCUGAUCGUUUCUUAG